Chironomus riparius is the source of this 5858-nucleotide messenger RNA. The record is from the annotation of a GenBank genome assembly. NCBI's taxonomy places the organism in Eukaryota, Metazoa, Arthropoda, Insecta, Diptera, Chironomidae.
AUUUUAUCUUGCAUGAGUCAUUCAAAAUUUAUUAAAAUUCACCGCAAAAACAUUGAUGCAAGUUUUUAGAAUUUUUUAAAGUUAGGUUUUGAAUUUUUAUUUUAUUAAUAAGUUAAAAAAUCUUUUUUAAAAAGAUUAAUUCUUGAAAUAUAAAAUUCAUUAUUUGAAAGGAUAAAAAUUAAUAUUUUUUUGCAAUAUUGAAUAAAAUUAAUUAAUUCAGCAAUGGACAAUACUAAAAAAGCUCUCACCGAUAAGGAUCAUUCCCUGAUUAACAUCCUAGCCAGCACCUCCAUCAAAAUCAUUGACAGACACUUGUUGAAUGUGAGAAAGAACCAAAAUAUUAAUAAGGAAUCAAAAGAAAUCUGCAAAGUUCUAAAUAUCACGUCUGAUUUGAAUCUUGAAGAAGUUUUGACAAUUGCUAAGUCUUUGAAUCCUAAAGACUAUCCAAAAUUGUUUUUAUUCAUCAUAAAUGAUCAAAAUUCAUCAAAAACUGAAGCUGGACAUGAAAGCAUAAAGGAACAUCUAUUGAAAUUUGACGACACUCGUCCACAAGUCCUUCAAUUGAUAUCAGAGGAUAAGAACUUGUCCACCAUUUUGUACAAAAUCAAGCCAUCAAGUAAAUUUGUGAAAAUUGAAGUCAAACAAGAUAUUGAGACAGUUAAGGACUUCCCAUCAUUCCUAUGUACAUUAAUAAAUGGAAAUAUUCAACAAGCUGUCUUUGAAGUUAUCAACAAUCUAGCAACUCUACAAGAUUCGCCUCUAAUUCUAAGAUUCUUAAGAAUAUUAGACUUUGGUGAUGAAUUUUUCAGAAUUCUCAUCUUAAAGUGUGCUGCAAAUGGAUCAAAGGAUGACUUUAUAGCUGCUCUAGAUGCACCAUUUGAUGCAAAAGAUAAAAAUUUGCUUCCGGAUGUACAAAAAUUCUUAUCAACUGCCUUUUAUGACGAACAAUCCGAUGAUGAAAACUCAGAUGAUGAUGCAACAAUGAAGUCAAGUGAUGAUUUAUCAAAUAAGCACCCAAAGUCAGUUCUUCUUACAGCAGUUGAACAUAAUAACCAGGAAGUCAUUAAAUAUUUGAUAAAUUCUCGCUUAAAUUUGAUCCGAAAUCUUCCAUUCGAUCAUCAAGUCAGAAUAUCAACAGUUGCAUUUGAAACAGGACAACUUGACAUUCUCUGUGACUUGUUGGACAUUGCAGACUUUCCAUUUCCUGGAUAUUUUAAGCUUGAUGAUUCUCAAACCAAUGAAAGACUCCUCAAGACUGUAGCUUAUCGAGCAGAGCUUUUAGCAUGCAUUAGAGAUGAAGAUUUUGAGAAAAUUGAUGAUGUCGCCAAGCAAAAUUCAAACCUUAGGAUAGCCUACAGCAUCAACAACAACUCAGCACUUAAAGAAGCUAUAAAUUCUAAUAAGCUUGGUGUUUAUUACUUCCUCAAGACAUUUGGAUACACUGGAAAUGACUGCAAUGAAUUUAUCGAAAAACUGAGUGAUAAAGAAAAGAACAAAGCAGUUCGGCAAGCAGCUGUACAGAAGGAAGCCAUUUAUAGUAAUUCUUUAGUCUACGAUCAACAAGCAGUCCUAACGCUGUCUUCAAAUUCAUACAUUCAUAAUAAGACGAUAACAAAAGACCAGGAGACAGAAUAUUUCAAGAAGAUCCGCAAAUGGUACAAAAAUAUCAAUAAAGUAGCAGCGGAUGUUCUUGAUGUGGCAGCCACAUGUGACAAGUUGAAGAUCAUUUACGAUUUUGAGAGUGAAACUGUUGAAAAUGUUAGCCUUGCAGGACCAAACUCUCCAGGAAUCACAUUCGUUUCAAACAAGUGGAUCUUCAUUGGUGCCAAAAUAUCAGGCCGAGAACGAGAGCUUGAAAUCACUACAACAUUGGGUCAACAAAUAUGCUACUUUGUAUUACAUUUGGUUUAUAAUAAUGGUGGAAGGCCUUACUACAAAGAUGAUCAUCAUGUAGCUGAGAUAUUUGAUAAUAUAGUCAAGUCGAUUGAUCAGUGGUCAGGACAGACAUCAGAAACUAUCGAUGAUGAGUGCUUUAGAUUGAUUUCAUCAGUUUUUACUUCAUAUUCUCCAAAAGAGUUCCAUGCUGAGCUGAUUCUUAGAGUUGUCAAUAUUUUGAUUGAAUUUCAAGCCGACCAGACAUUAUCGACUCAUUUACAGCAAAAAUACAAGAACUUGUUUAGUUUCUGGAAUGACUUUGUGGUUCCUGAGCUAAAACUGUAUUUAAAAAAGGAUCCUAAAGUAGUCUGGCUUAAUGGAUGCAUUAAUGUAUAUUGUAGAUACAGAGACAUGAAAAUUGAUCUUUUUGCGCCAAAAGACUUUACAGAAAUUUUUAAAAAUAAGAUUAUCAUCAUAUCCACAAAUGUCCCAAGAUUACUGCUGAUUGACAUCCAUAGACAUCUCAAAAGAGUCCAUGGCUGCUUGAUAGACACAAAAAACAUUUUUUUAGACACGAAAGAACUCAAAAGUGAUUAUGUUCUAAACGAAUUUCGGCAAAUUUGCAGGCAUUAUGCAGGCAUGAAUGUCAUUGUUGACUGCUCGAGUGAAAAAUUAACCUUAAUUGACUUAGCUUUUGCUAAUAAAAAGAAUAAUUUCGUAUUUGUGGUGGCUAAUGAGACUCAAAAAGAUGAGAUAGUGAAUGUGGCACUAAAAGUAUGUGGAAUCAAUCCACAACUGUUGGAACUAAACUACAAUUGGCUGGAUUUGAACACAAAAAGUCAAAAAAAUCUUUUAAAAUAUAAAAUAAAUUUCCAAAAUAAUGAAAAAUUGUCACUUUUGGAGGUUCUUGAAGGUCCAAAUGAUCGGAAUGUUGAGGAUAUUCGGGAGAUGUACAACAGCUUUUCCGAGGUUAUUGAUGAUCAGCUGCUGAACUUUAUAAUUGAUGGUUAUAAAGUUGUAGUUGAUGGCAUUAAGGAUGAAGAUGAAAUGAAUGACAUAAAGUUCGAUUAUCUGUUUAAAAAUACAAAAUUCAUCAAAAAGGAGCAGUAUGAAGACAUCGAGAAGGAUAAAGAUGCUGAGGUUCCACAAAUCACAGCAGAUGAGCUGAUUAAAAUCACAAGAAACAAAAAGUUCGUUUUAAUAUCAGACAAAACAGGCACUGGCAAGAGUUUUGCACUAAAGAACAUUUCAAAACUCUUAAAAGACAAGUACCCGACAAGAUGGACGUCCUAUAUAGAACUAAGACUAUUCACAAAAGAAAUUAAGAAACAAAAAGUCCAACCCGAACUUUUAACAUUUUUAAUUGAAAAAGUUUUGAAGCUCAAUCUCAAUUUUGAGGUUAAAAUCUUCCAAAAGCUCUACAAAGACGGCAAAGUUUGCCUUAUUUUUGACGAAUACGACACAAUUGCACCUAAUUAUGUUGAAUUUGUGACUAAAUUAAUUCAAGAGUUCCAGUUCAAUGGCGGGAACCAGAUGUUUAUUGGCACACGUGACUAUUUUGAGGUUAACUUACAACAAAAGUUUCAAAUUGAUGACAUUUUCAAGCUUGGUGACUUUUCAAAUGAGAAUGGAUACGAGUUGAUAGCUAAACGUUGGAUUCUGAUCAGCCACAGAGACCUAACCCCAAAAAACUUUGACGAACUUAUCAAAAAGUCCCCAAAAAUGGAAAUUUAUGUGAAAGUUGCUGAAAAAAUGAUCAAAAAGAUUCAAACAAUUAACAAACAGUCAAAAUUUGUGCCUCGAUUCUAUCACAUGAUUUCUGAGGCAUUUAAGGAUGGCAGACUCGUCAACAUUGAUGUUGAGGAUCCAGCACUGUCACUUAAUAGAUUCAAAAUCUUCAGAACAGUCGGAAUAAUCUUUUAUAAAAUUUGGUCACGCGAUAAAGGCGAAAUCAGAAACGACGCAAACAUUUCAACUCAAGGAUUUGAGCUGAAUUUUUGGCAAAUUCAUCAAUAUUUAGCCAUCAUCAUCUUCUUUCCUGAAUUACUUGAACAAAUCUAUCCUUAUUAUGAGCCAACUGAGUGGAUUAUUGAGGAAAUCAUUGCUUGUGGCAUGGUGAGCUUUAAGAAUGGGAAAUAUUACUUCCAGAAUGUUGAUUUACGUGACUUUUUCUUGGCUGAGUUUAUCACUAAGGAGUUGAAACGGAAGCGACUUGGAAAAAUUGGUUUGGAGAUUUUCGUUAAAGUUUUGACAAGUCCAGCUUAUCGUGGAACUCAAAUUAUAAUAAAUGAUGCUGUUGUGCUUGAUCCUGCUUUAAUAGCUGAUCAUGGAAAAAAAUUCUUGGAAUUUGCGAAUGAAUUUUGUAAAAUGGAUAAUCUUGAAGAUUUUUAUGUUAAUGAACUUGAGUGCCUUGUUGUUAUGAUUGUGGAUAUCCUGAAAAGUGGAAAAUAUGAUAAAGUUAAGGAACUGUUGACCAGAACUGCUGGAAAGUUGAUUAAAUCAGUGAAGAGUGCAGAAUUUUAUUUGAAAUUUGAGGAAUUUCUAUUCAGUUUUUUAAAAUCUAAAGAUUUAAAGACUUUGAUCAAGGAACAGGAAGUUCUGCUUAGAAUCGUUCAGUCAGAACUUGACAUUUCAAUAUUUGAGAGUUUGAUAAUCAAAUUAGAAUCGAAAUUUGACCAAGAGUUAAUCCGAAAGGUCUUCAGAACCAAAAGCAUCAAUCUUGAAGGCAAUAUUAUGUACAUGAUGUGCUUGUCAGCCAAUAAAGAGCAAUCCAAAAUGUUAAAGUUCCUGGAAACUAUCCAAAAAUAUUUAAUAAAUUCAGAAAUCAUCGAAUUAAUGACAAAUUGCAACCAAAAUGAAGAGAACAUCCUUCAAGUCUGUGUUCAAACCGAUGAUGAAGAUUUGUUGAAAGUUUUGUGGACUCAGAUUGAAAAUUCAUUAGGUCCACAAAUAACCAAAGAGUUUGCAUCUAAAAAAUCAUCGAAAAAUCAAUUUAAUGUCCUGCACUAUGCUGCAUUUAACACUAAAAUUAAGGUUCAUCAGACUUUAUGGACACUUUUGGUCAAAAGCUUUGAGAAUCUAAACGAUUUGAAGAACUUGAUGCUUGAAAUGGAUCAAAAUGGCUCUAACUUCCUGCAGCUUCUUGUGGCAUCAAACAAUAAUGAAGUAAUUGAGUUUCACUUAAAAAACCUGAAAGAAAACUACAGCGAAGCUCAAUAUCAAGAAUUUUUGAUGCAAAGAGACUUUUUAGGUUCCAAUUUACUUCAAAUUGCUGCAAAAUCAUCAAAAGAAGUCAAAACUCAUCAAAUGCUGUGGAAUAGUCUUCAAGAUUUUUACAAAUCACACCUCAAGUUCCUUGAAUUCCUUAAAGAAAAUGACAAUAAUGGGAACAAUGUGCUUCAUCUAGCUGCAUCGUCUGCAUCAAGUGAUGUCUUUGAAUUUAUGAUUCAGGAAUUAGAAAAAAUUGUACCAAAAGAUGAAAUUAAGAAUCUUUUGUGGACAUUGAAUAAUUUUAGUCAAAAUCUACUUCAGCUAGCUGUUAAGAACAACAAAACAAUCGAACUUCAAGUGUGCUUGUGGAAAAUUGUUCAAAAAUAUUUUGAAAAAUCAGAAAUUUUUGAAUUAAUUAAGAAUAUCGAUUUGACUGGGAAUAAUUUGCUGUCCAUUGUGAAUCAGUGUAAUUUAAAAGAGAUUGUUGAAUUGUCGUUGAAAGAAAUUGAAAGGUUUUCUAAUCAAAAUUGGUAAGAUUAUGGGAUGACGCAGGGUGAGGUGAUCUCAAAUCCCUUUUAGUAGCGCCCUUGAAAUAAAGAAAGAUUUUUAUAAAAUUAAGCCUUUGUGGCGCGAGUUGUUAAACAACAGAGCGGAUAUCAUUCACCCUUCUGUGUUUAGAGUUCAGGGUUCGAUUCCCACCAAAUACCGAUCAGCUCACGACACUAUAAAAUUAAAAAAAAAAAAAAACAUUACAAAAAACUUCAAAAUACAAG